AUGAAGGAAACUGUCGAUACCGUCGCUUCCUCACUGCGACUUCUUCGUGCUGGUCAUGCAGCAUCGCAAGCAACAGCCAGUCAUCUUGCUCUAACUUUACCAAUCAGGUAUCAUGAAGUUUCCAGCCUCAUCCCCUUAAUUGAAGUUCCCAAAUUAGGCUCGGCUUUUCAACCCUCUCACUUGAGAGCCGUACACGAUAGUCUAGAAAGAAGAGGGGUACUGCAAUUGCAAUUACGAUUCGAGGAUGAGAAAAGCUCCUACCUCCAAGACCUAAUUCGCAAUCUCAGCAAGAACUACAACCAUGGCCUUCCAAUAACCCAUAGCUCCGAGCGCGGGUGGUUUUGGGAUGUUAGGCCCUCUCCGGACAGUGUUCAAAGUCAUGGACACCAAGCUCGCUCAGAGACGAUGUCUUGCUUUGACUGGCAUACGGAUUGCAGUUAUGAGAGUCAUCCGCCUCGAUAUUUUGCACUCCAAGUCCUUCAACCAGAUCGCUGCGGGGGUGGGACAUUAUCGUUAUUGGGCGUCGAUCGACUCCUCACCUUGCUGUCACCUCAAACACGAACACGGCUUUCUAGCCCCAACUAUAUGAUCGCGGUUCCUCCUGAAUUCCAAAAAAAAAGCAAUGAGCAGUAUAUCGUGGGAAAUUUACUGCAAAGGAGAUAUGAAGAAGGUGGUGAAAAUCAACUACGUUUCCGGGAAGAUAUCACAACUCCGUUGACUCCAGAGGCUGCUGAGGCAUUGGACGAACUGAAAGCAGUUUUGUAUGAUAAAGGAGCCCAGGAAUGGACCAUAAACUUAACCCCCCAGUAUCUUCCUAAGGGAUCAAUCAUUAUGAUGGAUAACCGGCGAUGGUUGCAUUCGCGAAAUGAGGUUAAAGACCCCAAUCGUCAUCUCCGGAGAGUCCGAUGGGAUGCGAGGCCGUUUGAAUCAUUGAAUCAAUAA
Messenger RNA from Botrytis porri, 942 nucleotides. RefSeq lists its product as uncharacterized. Lineage: Eukaryota; Fungi; Ascomycota; Leotiomycetes; Helotiales; Sclerotiniaceae. Bases 1 to 942 code for a protein of 313 amino acids. The record is from RefSeq and is a predicted model, not a curated record. Gene Ontology annotation, molecular function: oxidoreductase activity. The transcript is spliced from 3 exons.